Messenger RNA from Lachnellula hyalina, 2418 nucleotides. RefSeq names its product Protein ABC1-like protein, mitochondrial (gene abc1). Gene Ontology annotation, biological process: ubiquinone biosynthetic process. Gene Ontology annotation, molecular function: kinase activity. NCBI's taxonomy places the organism in Eukaryota, Fungi, Ascomycota, Leotiomycetes, Helotiales, Lachnaceae. The transcript is spliced from 2 exons. The coding region runs from base 1 to 2418 and encodes 805 amino acids. Gene Ontology annotation, cellular component: extrinsic component of mitochondrial inner membrane. The record is from RefSeq and is a predicted model, not a curated record.
AUGGCUGGAAAAAGGCUCCUGGAUUUGGCUGCUAUCUUCAAUGCUUCUCGAGGCGUUGCGCAGAAGCAUGUCGCCUUGAGGACAAGACAGGUCGAUGUAUACAAUCGGACCUCGACGUUAGCCCGAGCAGUGCGAAACCAGACCGACAGGAUCACCGAGACUGUCAAAGCCGCGUCAUUCCUUGCUUCGCGUUUGAAUGAGGAUGCGCCGUCGUGGGCUUCGGAUCCUGCAGACGAAAGGAAAGCUGCGUCCUCCCAUAAUGGGGAAACGAUUCCUAGGAAGAAACCCACGGAAGUAGAGCCGGCUGCGGGUGUGAAAGAUGGUUUAGAGCAGGACCACCAUUACGACAGGUCGCCGGCCAAUGCUCCUUUAGACCCUCCGCCAGAGGAAGAUUUGGAGAUUCAGCAGGAGAAAGCGGAUCGUUAUCCUCUUUCUGACGGAACUAUACCCCCAGCCGAAGUAGACGAAAGAGCCGCCCCAAUAGAUGACGAUGUUGUGCCGAUACGACCUCAAGAUGAACCGCAUAAGAAGCCAUUGAAAAAUGAGGGUCUCGAGCCUGCCUCCUCCGGCGCUUCCACUAUUCCCCUUCCUGAUAAAAAGCCGCUUUCUUCAAGGUCAGCAAGGGUGGCACAGCGAAAUUCUGAGUUUCAAAUACCUUCGAAGACUGCAGAUGCCUACGAUGGUUCAAGCAUGCCUCUACGGGAAGGUCAUGAUGACGAGACAUUCAAUAAACGCUCAACCCAUACUUCACCAGAACUGUCUUCCUUACCGCGAGUUAAGAUUCCAAAAUACCCUUCAAAUACCCAGGAACCGACAAAUAAGACAUUGAAUUCAGAUACAUUUUAUACUGAGAGUCCGGAAUCAGCAGUAGACCCUGAGCAGGAAGAAAUUCCUGAAGGUGUCAAUAUAGCUGUUUUUCAUAGUUCGAAGAUCGCUAGAUCACUGGGUGGGAGAAUGCAAGAAGGGAGGGUUGGUCUUGGAGAUUUGCAACCUUCAAGUCUUCCAAAGGACGAGAUCCAUGAUUUGGCCAAAGAAAUAUCUCAAGAGGCCGAUAAACAUAGUAAGAUUGAAGCAAGCCCGGAAGCGCCACCUUAUGAGUUGAGGGAAUCAAAAGUUCCAUCUUCGAGACUAGGGAGGAUUUGGAAUUAUGGUGGCCUUGCUGCUGGUAUGUUCGGCGGAGCAAUCAGCGAAAGUAUCCGUCGUGUUGGUGGAGGUGGAGGAGAGGGCUCUUAUAUGCUCAGUGCAGGCAACAUGGAGCGACUUGUAACCAAGUUAUCUCGCAUGAGGGGUGCAGCUUUGAAAUUGGGACAGAUGAUCAGCUUCCAGGAUUCCAAAAUGCUCCCUGCACCGAUCCAAGAAGUGUUACAGAGAGUACAGGACCGUGCAGAUUAUAUGCCUCCUUCGCAGCGCGACAAAGUUCUCACUGCCAAUCUUGGAUCCGAAUGGCGAGAGCUCUUCUCUAGCUUUGACGAGAAGCCCAUCGCCGCUGCGUCUAUAGGACAGGUUCACAAAGCUGUACUGAAGUCUAAUGGAGCCCCAGUCGCUGUAAAAGUCCAAUAUCCUGGCGUCGCAGACUCUAUCGAUUCCGAUCUCAACAACUUAGCCACUCUACUGACCGCAUCACGGCUUUUACCAAAAGGUCUGUUCCUCGACAAGACAAUUGCCAACGCUCGGACUGAAUUAGCCUGGGAAUGUGACUACAUCCGGGAAGCGGAAUGUGGUCAACGCUUCCAGGAACUACUCGCCGACGAAGAAGACGUUUUCGUUGUGCCCAAAGUUUAUUCGGAAGCAUCAGGAAAACAGGUCCUCACCAUGGAAUUCUUAGAUGGUGUUGGAGUUACGAGAGUAAAAUCCUUCACGCAGGAGCAGAGAGACUGGAUCGGAACCCAGAUUCUCCGCCUUUGCCUACGCGAAAUCACAGAGUUCAAAUACAUGCAGACAGAUCCUAAUUGGACCAACUUUUUAUACAAUGCCGAGACAAACAAGCUGGAACUCCUGGAUUUUGGUGCUUCUAGGGAGUACCCAGAAGAGUUCAUGAAACGAUAUACGAAGUUACUAUCGGCGGCUUCUGUAUCGGACAGAAAAACAGUCACGGAUCUCUCUAUCGAGUUAGGAUAUCUAACUGGACUUGAGUCGAAGGCAAUGCUGGAUGCACAUAUAGCAUCUAUACUGACUCUUGCUGAACCGUUCUUGGAAUCAUCACCCGAGAUAUAUGAUUUCAAGGACCAGACGAUCACGGAGAGAGUCAAGGCAUUGAUUCCGGUGAUGAUUAGAGAGAGAUUAGCUCCGCCUCCCGAGGAGACUUAUAGCUUGCACAGGAAGCUCAGUGGGGCCUUCUUACUUUGUGCUAGGCUGGGGAGUCGUGUACCAUGCCGGGAGAUGUUUAAGACUAGCAUGGAAAAAGCUAACGUUCUAUAA